AUGGAAAGGAGAUGUAAUAGUCAAGUCUUGAAGUUUCCCAACAAAUCAAAGCCAGAUUUCGGGAUAGGGACUACAUUCGACAUCAUGCAUCAUCAUGAAUUCACGCAGAUGACUAAUAAAAGCAGGAUUAAUAGAAUUGUUGACCAGAAGACUGAGACUAAACAAAUACCCCGAAAAAGUAGUCCUUUUAUGGUAAAGACCCAAAAUGGAACUCAUGAAGGAACAGUAGAGAUACCGACUAAAUUUUCUAAGGACAUGAAUUCUCGGUCUGGUCUGCUGUGAAAAAUAAAACAAAAAUAAUAAUUCUCAAACAACUAAAGGAAGAAGAGUAAAGGAAAGUUUCCCUGAGUUGGUGAAUUUUCCAAACAGUGAUAUUGUCUUUGAUCAGCCAUACCAGAAUUCUCAAAAUAUGACAAUGGACAGGUGAAAUAUCGAUGGGUUGCAGCAGAUAAUCAGCAAAAUAAUCACUAAAAAUAUUGAGAAAUAAGAGAAAUAGCUACUGAAAAGCUAAUUCUAAAGAUAAGCCAAGACAAUUUAGUUUUGCCUACCAGAAUAAUUGGGGCAGGAAUGAUAAACUAGAAUUACGACCAAAAGCAUCAGUGUUCUUUACAACUGGGCUAAAACAAACUCCUGAGGCUCAGAGAAGGUUCUCAGAAGGACAGAAUAAUAGGCCACGAGAGAAAUCUACUCCUUUACGAUUCAAAGAUUAUGAGACUACCUCACAAACUCGAACACAGGUUGAGAAAUAUCAAUGUAAGAAUCUUUUUGAUGCACCUGGAAAGCAAAGUAGGAGCUCUCCCCGUAAAAAGUGUUAUCUUAAAAGCAGGAAAACCGUUGCCUUCCGUCAUAAAGGAGAUAUAAUUUACUCUGAUUCUAAGGUUGAUGAUCAAAGAGAACAAGGCAAUGAACAUUCCAAACCAAUCAGAAACAAAUUCUUAAGCAACACACAUAAUCUUGGUAAAACUUUAGGGAAAUUUGCUAAAAUAUGUAACCUUCUUCCUGGGUCUGGCAAGAAAUCUGAGGAGAAGAGUAUGGCUUCUUCGAAACUUCCCACUGCGAAAAAGAAUGUUAGUGUGGAUACUCAGACUCCAAGUAGCCUAUUCAAGAUGAAUAGGCUUGAUGAAAAAUCAGUUGGAAGUAUAGCUCGAGAGAUUAUUAAAUAAAUCAAAAAUCAAGCAAAAUGAACCAUUGAAAUCUGUUUAUAGCAAGCAUAAUAAGAAAACAAACACUAAGUCCUCUCAAGGGAGGUUCAAGGAUUCAACAUUUGAGAGCAAAUCUUUGCCUAAGAAUCAUCAAAGAUCAGUGCAUAAAGUGUAUUCGGAAGGAGUUUCAAGCGGCUUGAAGAAUGAUACCUCUUUCACUCCUGCUUUAUCAAAAAGUAUGGAUCGUGAUCAUCCUCUUCAGGAUGGGAGGCUCGAUAUCAACAGUCAUACUCAUGAUCCUGGGUGACAUAAUAUUAUUCCGAAAUCUACCCAAAAUGUUCAAGGAAGCUCUAAAAUUGUUAGAAAUGACUCUCUAGAAUCUGAUUUUAGCAUCAAAAUUCCUUUAGACACUAAAGCGAAUAGUUUUAUUCUCAAUUUAAAGCUUCUUCAAAGUAGGGAGACCCAGAAGACCAAUUUCUGAGUGAUUGGUAAUAAAAAAAAUAAGCCUCAAGGGGCACAUAUAAAGCCAAAAAUUCAGAAAAUUUCCAAACUUUUUAGCUCUAAUCAGCAGAAGGUACAGAGAAGACAGAAGACCAGGAAUGUAGCAUGCGGGGAGAAUAAGCAAGAGAAGAGAACCAUCGUGUUGAAUGAGAAGACUCCGAAGUUAUGCACAGUAGAGUCUGAAGAGGGAAUUGCAGGGGAGAGGUAUCCGCAGGGUGUUUUUAAUGUGAAAGUUGUGAAAAGAUAGCGAAUAGUGUGAUUUCA
This is a messenger RNA of Moneuplotes crassus, 1907 nucleotides long. The record is from the annotation of a GenBank genome assembly. Lineage: Eukaryota; Ciliophora; Spirotrichea; Euplotida; Euplotidae.